Messenger RNA from Symbiodinium sp. CCMP2592, 777 nucleotides. The record is from the annotation of a GenBank genome assembly. NCBI's taxonomy places the organism in Eukaryota, Dinophyceae, Suessiales, Symbiodiniaceae.
AUGUUCUUGAUCUUCUUUUAUGUGAUCAUCUAUCAGGUUAUCUACAAGUGCGGCUACCUGGAGAUGCCCGAUGUGGGCAUCAGCAUGGUAAGUUCGCUCCGCUUCCCGGAUGUCACGAUCGAUUCCCAAAGGGUGCCGUAUUGCUCCCGAGGCGAUUCCUGCACAGGAGCAUCAGAAGAAGCGUGUCCAUGCCGCCGGUUUCGACCAGAAGAAGUGCUGCGCCAGAAUCAAGAUACCAUCAAUCUUGUCACAUCCGUCGCGUACAUCGACGAAUCAGGUGACGUUGCAAGAGUGGAGUAUGUCCCGGAUGUGGAGAACUACGAGUUGCUGUUGGAGCCAACUGUGUUUCAAAAACAUCAUGUGCCCGGCAUGGUGAAUGAAGUUGUACAAGGCUAUCAGAUUCAGGGCCGACUUUUUGUGGGAUCACGUGGUGAGCCGCCCAAUCACAUUCAUCACCAGCUUUGCAAGGAGAAGUCCAAGGUGAAAGAUGGCGCGUGGGCUCACCCAGAAGGCCAAAAUACCAGCCAGGCACCCUGCUAUAUUUCAUCCGAUGGGAAUGUGCUUGGCAAUGAUGUGUUUAAGGUGUCGACAUUGCUUGGGUCGAUGGGCAUAUCUUUAGAUGACAUGCGUGGUGUCGCUGUGUACACUGGCGAGAACAGGACGGCACUUCUCAAACAUGUCGAAUUGGUGGGACUUGCAGGGCUAAGGCGAGUAGGGCCAAACCCUAAUCACAAAAACAAGUUUCCGAAAAUUAGGGGUACCUUAGGGUUCCUUUAA